Molecule: messenger RNA, 1485 nt
Organism: Hirsutella rhossiliensis
Lineage: Eukaryota; Fungi; Ascomycota; Sordariomycetes; Hypocreales; Ophiocordycipitaceae
Exons: 3
Coding region: 1-1485 (494 amino acids)
Biological process (GO): regulation of DNA-templated transcription
Molecular function (GO): zinc ion binding; DNA-binding transcription factor activity, RNA polymerase II-specific
Source: RefSeq, a predicted model, not a curated record
AUGGCACAUAUCGCUCCGGAUUACGACAUCCACAAGCGCAAGCGAGACGUCGAGGACGGCGGACCCCAGUACCAUUUGCCUUUGUCAACGACGAGCCAUCAAGGAGGCGCCGGGUUUAUCAACUACCUUCCCAGGACCAGCGCCGAGCGUCUCGGCCUCCUCCAGGGCGACGCGGAUACGUUUAGCGACAUCAUCGGCGUCUUGGAGCGGCACGAAAGCCUGGCGGCAAGCCUUGGGGCGAAGCUGACGGGGCCGAGGCUGCUCAAGGGCAUUGAAAAGUUCUUUGACGGGCCCAUCCGGACGAGCUCGUCGCAGCCCUACGUGACGGCCAUCAGCUGGCUCGACAUUGUGGCCUUUGCCAAGGCCAACCCCAACAGCUUUAUGCUGACAACCAUGGCCGACGGCACGCGGUGCUGCCACUUUGUAUGCAAGGGCGUGCGGACCGAGAUUUCAGAGGACGACUGGCGCCUCAUCUCGUCGGGCGCGUUCGACCGGUUUCAGCUGGAGCGGCCGUUUGAGGAGGACGAGACGGCGGAGCUGGCGACGCUCGACAUUCUCGAGCAGCGGGCGUCGAUUCUCUACAAAAAAGCCGACGAGGUGGCGGCUAGGGCUCGUAUCCUUCACCACAAGCUCGGGCAUCGGAGAGGCGACCUGGCACGGCGGCGCAGGACACAGGAGGGCGGCGGGGCCCGUUUCCACGCCGUCAACCAGCCGGCCCGUCCCCCGGGCUUCGGCUCGUCGUACGAUCUCCAUGCCGAUCUGCUCCAGCAGUAUAUGGCGGCGCCGCAGACGACGUGCGUGCCGCCGUCCCGGUCCACGUCGGGUGCCGGCAUGUCCGUGGCCAGCCUGGGGCCCCUGUCGCCGGCCAGGACGUCGCCGCACCGGCAGCAGCUUCACCGGCUCUCGCCGCAGGGCGCAGCCGCGGACGUCGGGGGCGAGGCGUACCGGGUGCUCAUCACGCAGAGCACGGACAAGCUGGCCAAGGGGGACAUGAUUCACCCGCCGUGCGACCGCUGCCGACGGCUCCGGCUGCAGUGCACCAAGCACCUGACGGCGUGCCAGGGGUGUACCAAGAAGCACGCCAAGUGCAGCUGGAGGUUCCUGACCGACGACGAGAUUGCGUGGCUGAGGUCCGAGGCCGGCGCCGAGGGGGAGACGACGGAAGGAGAGCAAGAAGGCGGCGGAGGGGGUACCGACUUUCGAGAGGCCCCCGUGGCGAGAGCGGCGGCCGGGGGAGAGGCCACGUCGUCGUCGGGGGCCACAAUGAAUGUGGCCGAGGGCGCAUCGCGGCCGGCAAGCCGCGCCGGGCCGGAGCUCGGGGGGCGGCCGGCGAUGCGCAGCCCGGACCCCUUUUCUGCGGUCAAGUCGGAGGCAAACCAGGAGACGCGGAGGAGCCAGUUGCCGCUGGGGCAGGAAGGACCAGCCCCGACGAGGGAGCAGUCGAGGUCGAGUCGCAUUUCAUCGCUCAUCACCGAGACUGGAUAG